Molecule: messenger RNA, 4286 nt
Organism: Ectocarpus siliculosus
Lineage: Eukaryota; Phaeophyceae; Ectocarpales; Ectocarpaceae
Source: the annotation of a GenBank genome assembly
AUGCAUGUCAUCAUGUGCUUUCGGACGCGACUUCUGAUCAGAGACCAAUGUCUUCCUCCGCGGUGCUUGCGCCACAGGGGUGUCGGCGGGGCCACCCGCGGCUGCGGCAGGAGGCGGUUGUGCCCUCAGCCUCUCCUCGCCAGCAGCAAGCCCGACGUGAAGGACACGACCAGCAUCAUCUCCGAGAUGAACGAGUGGACCAAGGUCGUUACCUUCGACACCCACAGCAGCAGGAACACUAAGUACAUUGUGAGCGAGGGGACGAGCCUCCCCGAGGUUUUCUUCGACUUCUGGAAGGCGGUGUCGGGAGCCAUCGACCAGCACCGCGCCACGCCCGAGAACCGUUCUUUCCGCAAGGUCCUGAUGUUCGUGGCCCCCUUCUGCGAGGAGCUGAGGGACUAUGAGACGAUGGAGCACGCGCACCAGCUGCUUCAGCAGAGCGCGUGCGACGGAGGCUGCCAGGACUUCGGCACGUACAUCACGCACUCACACUACCACCCGAACUACCGACAUCGCCCCAAGCCGAAACAGUCUCGCAUGGCCUCCAGACACUCUCCCCACCCGGCCUUCAGCAUCGACGUCGUCUACAGGAAGGGAGGCUUGAAGAGCCUUGCGUCGAUCCGGGAUUCGUCCGAGGAGGCCGAGGCUCGGCAGGGGACGCGGGUCAAGUCAACCCCUGCUCGGACCGCCCCCCUGAGGGCAGACCCCUCCCCAGAGGACCGUAAGAAGAGCGAGAUCGCGCGGAAGAUACGGCAGGAGGAGUGGGCCGCCAAGACGAGGUCCUCGCUGGAGCACGCGUACGGCAUGGCGGCGUCGUACGGCAGGGAAGAGGCGGAACACGGGGUCGGGAGUUCGAUGUGGGCUCACCAGCAUGUUCUUGCGGGGAGGGGGGUCCCGGAGAGUAGCGUGGAAAUAUUGCAAGCCACACAGGAGUGGCUGACGGAGGUGCUUAAGGACGCGGCCGCUAGCGAUGCGGCAGCGGCCACGCUUAAGGCGGAGGAAGCGGCGACGGCGGAGGCAGGGGACGGCAAGAAGAAGCAGUCCCCGCCCACGGCCGCCGCCACCACCACCUCGCCACCGCCCUCGUCCGCGCUCGCAGCCGUCAUGUCUGCUGGGAAGGGCCGUCCCCUCUACUCGCGAACUGGAACGGGCGGCGGCCUCGAUACGGAAAGGUCGACGUCAUUCAGCCCCCCGACGGCAGCCGAAGCAAUAGCUGCUGCCGCCGCGGCCGCUCUCGAGGAGGAGGAAGCGGCAGCAGCGGCUGGCGGUGCCCGCGGCGCAGCCGCCAGGAUGACAACAACGACAACAACAACAAGCGGGAGGACGUCCUCCUCGGUUGCUUCGCGUACCGCCUCCGCUACGGCUGUCCCCGACGCCCACCUCUCCUCGGAAAGCGGUAGCGACGAGAACGAAAACCGCGAGCAACAGCAGCAGCAGCAGUCCACGCAACCUCGGCACCACACGCCAAGCGUCAGGUUCAGGGCCGCCACCACCACCGUGGCCGGCGGGAUCAAGCAGGCCUUCGCGCACGCGGCGGAACUCGUUACGGUUCACCACCACCGAGAAGAGUCUCGCCCGGCCGCCGCCGCCGCCGCAAGCGGCGACGGGGGCGAUAGCGAUGCCGGUGCUAGCGGUAGCCAAGACAUCUCCGUGGAGGCGCAGCUGUUGGAAACACGGGAAGAGGACAACGUUAACGGGGGUGUGGCCGUCGAGGAGCUGGCGGCUGAGACGGAGGGGCAGGGCGGCGACGAAGAGGCCUCCGGGAAAGCGGCUGAGCCGCCGCUGCUGCCGGGCAAGGAGCUGGUCAAGAGGAUGAAAAAUAUCUCCCAGUACGUCGUGGCUAGGUCGAAGACGGCAGAGGAAGCGUACAGCGACACGUGGGAGGUGGUCAUGGAGAUGGCGGAUAGGGCUGCCUCCAGGGGAUGCGACGUGCCAACAGAAGAUUACACUUCGAGUUCCGCCCCGUGUUACGGGGCAUUGCUGGUGACGCCUGACCUCGCCACCUACAGCUCGGACACGUUCCUCCGUUUCCAGGAAACCUUGAACAGAGGCCUGAAGCACCUGCCGAUGGAGCACGACAUCUCCGUAGAGGCCUUCCACCCCGAGGCCGUGAGCGACGCCAGCCCCCUCGACCACCGCUUCACCCGCUCCCCGUUCCCGACCCUUCACGUCUGCUACCACGGCCUCCGGGAGGAGGGCACGGCGCUGAACCCCCGGGUAGCGGCGGCGUCGGAGAGGAGGAGGAAGAAGAAGAAGAAGCCGGCGGCGAGCAAGGGGUUGGGGUCGCUCUCAUCGUCGUCGUCGUCGUCGCCGGGCGCUACGCCGAGCAACAGCAGCAGCGGCAGCAGCCGGGGGGGUGGAAGGAGGAGGACCGACCAGUCGGGCGACGGCGCCAGUACCGGCGGCGAAGCGGAGAGGCAAUGAAGGAGACGUCGGUGCGGCAACGGUGGCGGUGGAGCGGCGGAGGCGACGGCGUCGGCGGUUGCGGUUGGUUGUGAUUGUGAUGGUGGUGGCACAACGGCUGUAGCCGAGUGGGACUUUUUGUGCAGAUGCUGAUUGCUGCUGUGUAUUCGACCUUUGCAGGGAGUACGGGGGGGCGGGGCCAGGAUGAGGGAUGCAUAUACCGUAUAUAUAUAUGUAUUUCUGCGUCACCCCCUAUUUGUAUCGUGUCGCAUCUAUUGCCGGGCAUCGGUGGGCGCGAGAAGAAGCUUGUGACAGUAAGAUAUUGGAUGCGUGGGGGGUGGGGGGGUGCGUGGAGGACUCGAAAACGCGGGUCUUAACGUGAGUACAAAUAGUUUUUGGACGUCACAAGUGGUAGCACAUAAUAACAAAUCUCGUUUAGUAAUAGCGAGGACCGAUGGAUGUACAUACAUGCACGAUUGGACAUGUAUUCGUUGGGUAGUUGAGGUUCUGUUUGUGUUUUGGUGUCUUUUGGGAGGAUUAACGCCUUGUGCAGUCGAUGUGAAAGAAAAAGCCGUUCCUUGCCGACCUGUCUUGUUAGAGGAGAAAAAAACCCGUUGGGCACGAGUGAAGCCAGCAGCGGGCGCGGAACCAGGGGAUGAGAGUUGACCGCCCCCGGACAUGGGGCGUUGUGUUACCAAGACGACCCGGGUGAAGGUGUGUUUAGGUUUGCAGUGUUUUGUGCUGAGUUGCUCGCCGCGGGGAGGUUGAUGGGGUAUGGGUGUCAAGGCAACAGCGACGGCAGCCCGGUGCUUUGGCGUGGCGAACGCUAUGCAUCGAACCGACUGCUCUUGUUGUGGUGGUCUGCAGAAGAGGGUGGUUGUUGUGUGCAGUCUGAUCGAUACGACUCACACCCGGUGAGUUAACGCGCCCGAAGAACAUCGUGGGUGGGCAUCCCCGCAGGGUUGGGUGUGAUACUGCAACUCCGGUGGGAUGCGGGUGGACUGACUGCUGUAGCUAGUGUGUUGGCUGAUCGGGUAUACACACAGACUUGACGGCGACAUUGGUGGUUUGAUUGAUCGAUCGACUGUGGUCUGAUAUUGUGGUUGAAAAGGUUGGCCGGUUCUUAAGCAUGCAUGUGGAGGGGUUGCUGGCGGCGGGGUCAUCAACUCAGCUCUGUUCGUGGGGAUGGCCAUCUGAAAACGCCCUCCAUGAGGUCUCAAACCCUUGGGGGCAUGAGUAGAGGACGUAUGUGAUGUAGAGGGAGGAUGGCGAGGGAUGGUCAGUACCCGCGCGCCCGACUGCAGUGCUUCGGGGUGGAAAUACCUUUUGCUGGCUUGUGUGCUUGGUGCAGUGGAGGGAUACAGCAUGUCUUCUUCGCGAAUCUUGUGUGGGUUUUCCACAACCCCCCCCGCGUCCAUUCAUCUGCCCCAAGGCGUACGCUACUACUGCUGUAGUACAUUUUAUGGCACUCUGACUUGUCCGCAAUGGCGCCGAGGACGUAGCAGACUUAGCUGGAGCCGGGUCCCCUCUUUUGGUGUCCGCUUCGGGAUAUGUUCUCGCUAUAUGUAGACAAUGUAUAAACAGUAUAGACCUACAUACUAAUCCGUCAUGACGAGGAGAGGGUCGUGGUCGUCUGUGUAGUAGUUGGUAGACGGGUGUUCUUCUGCAUGGAUGGUGGUCGCCCAUGCUGCUGCUGUGUGUGGAGCGGUUAGUUCUUGUAGCGGUUCAUCAUCAGGUGAGCGGGCUUCGCAAGAAAGCAGAUCGCUCAAUUUUGGCUUUUCGAAUUUGACGGUAUUAUUUUUUUUGAAGUGUAUGCAUUUAUGUUAUGGUGUGACUGUCUGUUCUUUGUUUCUCGCCGGACCAAUCAACAGCUUUUAUUCCUC